AUGUCUUUCCAUCCCAACUACUAUUUGAAUGGGUUGAAUUUGGAGUAUGAUGAAGAUACCACCAACGCCCUAAGCAACAACAACAAUCACAUGUUUUCCCCUUCGUCCAGUGGUAACCAUGAUUUAAUCACUGAAGAAGAUAUUCAACAACACCUUGACUUGUUCAGUGGAGCAGCUAAUGAGUUUUAUUCAUUGGAUGUUAUUGGAGACAAUACUGUUGUGCCAAUGAAACCAGUACAACAGCAUCCUCAUCAACCCCAAUACAAAGAGUCAUUUGCUACACCUAAUCAUCCACAAACAGUCAAUGUUAGUGUACCACCAGCCCAAGACAUUGCGUUUACUGCCAACACAGCUACUAUUCCAUCCCCACAUUCAGUAGCGUCUACUCCUUAUACUCCAUCCGUGUAUACCAAUGCACCAGCUGCGACUGUUGCAUCUGGCGCAGCAGGAACUUUACUGUCGUCGUCUCAUAGCUCACUCGAAGACAAGAAGAAGAGAAAUACUGCAGCCAGUGCAAGAUUCAGAAUCAAGAAGAAGUUGAAGGAACAAGAGAUGGAAAGAAAAGCCAGGGAAUUGGAAGAAAAAGUGGCAGCAUUGGAAAAAAAGUUGAAAACUAUGGAAAUGGAAAACAAGUGCUUAAAGAGUAUAAUAUUUCAACAAAAUGAACAAAAAAAUAUCGAUUUGCUUGAGUCGAUAAAGAGAAAGUCCAUUCUCGAUAGCAAAUCAAAUUUUGAAUACACUGUUUAA
Molecule: messenger RNA, 747 nt
Organism: Lodderomyces parapsilosis
Lineage: Eukaryota; Fungi; Ascomycota; Pichiomycetes; Serinales; Debaryomycetaceae
Gene: MET28
Product: Met28p
Exons: 1
Coding region: 1-747 (248 amino acids)
Biological process (GO): regulation of transcription by RNA polymerase II
Cellular component (GO): Cbf1-Met4-Met28 complex; nucleus
Molecular function (GO): RNA polymerase II transcription regulatory region sequence-specific DNA binding; DNA-binding transcription activator activity, RNA polymerase II-specific
Source: RefSeq, a predicted model, not a curated record